Messenger RNA from Clonostachys rhizophaga, 1215 nucleotides. NCBI's taxonomy places the organism in Eukaryota, Fungi, Ascomycota, Sordariomycetes, Hypocreales, Bionectriaceae. The record is from the annotation of a GenBank genome assembly.
AUGUCCAUCGACCUGAAUUGGGAGACGUUGACAAGCGGCCCUGAUGGCGCUGCUUUGGCUGAGCGCAUCAAAUGCUUCAUCCACGACAGAUUCCAGGCAGUGCCCCUGCCGCGGUUCAUCAAGUCUGUAACGGUCCAAGGGUUCGACUUUGGCUCCAUCCCGCCCAGCCUCGUGCUCAAGGAUAUCACGAACCCUCUACCUGAUUUCUACGAAGGGGACCUAGAUGAUGAUGAGGAAAGUAGCGAAGAGGAGGAGGAGGAGGAGGAUAUCGCCGUUCCUAGUGUACGUGCUGGCGAACGAGGACGGCCUACCGCUUUGAGGCACGAGCACACAUUCUACCCCGGUCAUGAUCUGGGAAGCCCAUUCCUGGGGACCUCGACGCCCGGAAUACUGGGAGGUCCGGCGCUCAACUACUUCCAGAGCCAUCUUCACACCGGCAGUCACACUCCGCUGGCUGCCGUCGCCGGUGCUCACCUGGGCCACAGCAGCUGGAUGAACUCGCCCAUCGAGCAGCACCCGGACCUCCGCCCGCCCAGCCACAGCCGGAACCCGUCCCACGGCAGCAGCAUAUCCGUCGACCUCCUCGCCCCUCCCCUGACCCCGACCCACCCCUUGAGGGAGAAGUCGAGCGUGUCGACCCUGGCCGCCACGUCGGGGAGCACGUCGCGCCCGCCCACGCGGGACACCUACCUCCAGGGUUCGGCCAUCGAGGACGACAGGAGCGACCCGGGCGCCUCCCGGCACCGCGAGGCGCGCCUGGAGGACGUCCAGGCCGUCUUCAGGAUACAGUACGCGGGGGACGUGAGGCUCAACCUGACGGCGGAGAUCCUCCUCGACUACCCCAUGCCGAGCUUCGUGGGCAUCCCGCUGAAGCUGAACAUCACAGGCCUGUCGUUCGACGGCGUCGGCGUGCUGGCGAACAUCCGGAAGCGGGUGCACUUCUGCUUCCUGAGCCCUGAGGACGCCAUGACGGCCGUGGGGCCCGACGAGGAGGACGAGGGGGAGUCCAAGAAGGACGGCGAAAAGGAGGAGCCCAAGGGCAGGUUCGGGGGCCUGCUGCAGGAGAUCAAAGUGGAGAGCGAGAUUGGCGACAGGGUCGCGGGGAAGCAGAGCCUGAAGAACGUGGGCAAGGUGGAGAGGUUCGUGCUGGACCAGGUGAGGAGGAUAUUCGAGGAGGAACUCGUGUACCCGAGCUUCUGGACAUUUUUGAUUUAA